UAAGACAACGAAACAGUAAUCCUUUGUACUUUUCCAAGCAGCCAAGGGAGCUGUCAGAACCCACCAUGGUGAACCUCAUCACUCUAUGCUCAUAAUUCUCAAUCUUACAAUACCAAGAUCAUCAAGAAAAAACAGUAAAACUCAUAGACAUGAAUCACCUUAAACUAUGGCUACUUAUAAACACUUUCUUCAUUACUAUAAUAACAACACAGACGUUACUUGCUCAAAACCAGAUACCAACAACUCUCGAUGGCCCUUUUAAACCAGUAACUCGCAGGUUUGAUCCUUCAUUACGUAGAGGAAGUGAUGACUUGCCAAUGAACCAUCCAAGACUUAAAAAGAACGCAACUUCAAACUUCCCUGAACAGAUAUCACUUGCCAUCUCCUCACCAACUUCAAUGUGGGUUUCUUGGGUCACCGGGGAAGCACAGAUUGGUUCUGAUGUGAUUCCUCUUGAUCCUGCUUCUGUGGCAAGUGAGGUUUGGUAUGGAAAAGAGAGUGGAAAGUACGCAAGUAGAGGAAAAGGAAAUUCAACUGUUUAUACUCAAUUGUAUCCGUUUGAAGGACUUUCGAAUUACACCUCUGGCAUCAUUCACCAUGUGAGAAUUGAUGGUCUUGAACCUGGGACAAAGUACUUUUACAAGUGUGGAGAUAGCUCUAUCCCAGCUAUGAGUGAAGAGCAUGUCUUUGAAACAUUACCUUUGCCUAGUCCAAAUGCAUACCCUCAUCGAAUAGCCAUUAUUGGAGAUCUGGGACUCACAAGCAACUCAUCAACAACCAUAGACCAUGUGAUCGUGAAUGAUCCAUCAAUGAUUCUAAUGGUUGGAGACCUAACUUAUGCAAAUCAAUACCUUACAACUGGUGGAAAAGGAGCUCCAUGCUACUCCUGUGCAUUCCCUGAUGCGCCUAUAAGAGAGACGUAUCAACCCCGCUGGGAUGGCUGGGGAAGAUUCAUGGAGCCACUUAUCUCAAGCAGUCCUAUGAUGGUCAUUGAAGGGAAUCAUGAGAUUGAACCUCAGGUUUCUGGGAUAACUUUCAAAUCAUAUUUGACUAGAUACGCAGUUCCAUCGGAAGAGUCUGGCUCUAACAGCAACUUCUAUUAUUCAUUUGAUGCUGGGGGCAUACAUUUUGUAAUGUUAGGAGCAUAUGUUGACUACAACAGCACAGGUGCUCAGUAUUCUUGGUUAAAGCAAGAUCUAAAUCAAGUAGACCGCGCUAAGACCCCUUGGCUGGUAGCCGCCUGGCAUCCACCAUGGUAUAAUAGCUAUUCCUCUCACUAUCAGGAAUUUGAAUGCAUGAGGCAGGAAAUGGAAGCGCUUCUCUAUCAAUACCGUGUUGACAUUGUCUUUUCUGGUCAUGUGCAUGCUUAUGAGCGGAUGAACAGAGUUUAUAACUAUACAUUAGAUCCAUGUGGCCCCGUUUACAUAACAGUUGGCGAUGGUGGAAAUAUUGAGAAAGUUGAUGUCGAUCAUGCUGAUGAACCUGGAAACUGUCCAUCAGCUGGGGAUAACAUACCAGAAUUUGGAGGGGUGUGUCAUAUUAAUUUUUCUUCUGGUCCUGCUGAGGGCAAAUUUUGUUGGGACAAGCAGCCUGAGUGGAGUGCAUUUAGGGAGAGCAGCUUUGGGCAUGGAAUACUUGAGGUUGUGAAUUCCACAUAUGCAUUGUGGACUUGGCACAGAAACCAGGAUAUUUACAAGGACGAUAGUCACGGUGACCAAAUAUAUGUUGUGCGGCAGCCUGAAUUGUGCAUCGCUUCAACUUUAGAAGGAAGUGGCAAGCCUGAAGACGGAGGAGGUCUAACAAACGAAGCUGCUGAUUUGUUAGCUAGAUGGACGCGGUUCGCUGCAUCGAUAGAAAUGCUCACAGUUGCUGUUAUUUGGACAUCAUUCUACUGAUAUACAACAACCCUUUUACUUCAGGAUCUUGCGUUGCUCCUUGUUAACACCAUAAACACAAUACUCGUUGCCAUCUUGUCACACACUGCUCCGAUAAUGCAGACCAAUGUAUUUACGUUACAGAAACACCAUUUAUUGGUCAGUUGGUCACUACUUGUGAUUGCCAGAAACAUCCUCGGGAGUUGAUCAGAGGGAAACAUCUGGUUUUUGAAUUCAUGAAAAUAUAAUAUCUAGAAGAUAGAAAGAUUUGAAUAAACAUGGUAUCACUGUCUUAUUCUUA
Molecule: messenger RNA, 2175 nt
Organism: Populus trichocarpa (black cottonwood)
Lineage: Eukaryota; Viridiplantae; Streptophyta; Magnoliopsida; Malpighiales; Salicaceae
Product: purple acid phosphatase 23
Exons: 8
Coding region: 150-1895 (581 amino acids)
Molecular function (GO): acid phosphatase activity; metal ion binding
Source: RefSeq, a predicted model, not a curated record